AUGCAUGUUAUUUCCACAUCAAAACUACUUCUUCAAAAAUUAAGGGAUAAUGGUUGGUGCAAUUUACUUGGGAUUGUUAAGAAGUUUUGUGAGAAACAUGAAAUUGACAUUCCUGAUAUGAGUACACAAUACACGGUUGGAAGAGGUCGAUCUCGUCAACCAAAGAUAACAAUCGAGCAUCAUUGUCGAGUUGAUGUGUUUUUUACAGCAAUUGACUCUCAAAUUCAAGAGUUAAAUAGUAGACUCAACGAGGAAAUCAUGGAGCUUUUGACUUUAAGUACUGCUUUGGACCCUAAAGACAAUUUUAAGUUGUUUAAUAUUCAGAAUAUAUGCAAGUUAGCUGAAAAGUUUUAUCCUUUAGAUUUUUCUGAUCAUGAAAUGAUUCUCUUGAAUGCUCAAUUGCAACAUUAUACAUCUGAUAUACCGAAUCAUCUAAAAGAUGUUGGGACACUUUCCGAGUUAUGUCAAAGAUGGAAGGAAACAAGAAAAUUAAGAACUUAUCAUUUGGUUGAUAGACUGAUUCGCAAUGUCUUGACUCUUUCAGUAUCUACAGCAACAACAGAAAGAGCUUUCUCGGUAAUGAAAAUUGUUAAAACAAGACUUCGGAGUAAAAUGGCAGACGAAUUUCUUGCAGAUAAUUUAGUCAUUUACAUUGAGAAAGAAAUUACAGCCACUUUCAGUACAUAUUCAAUAAUAGAUGACUUUGAAUCAAGGAAAAAACGUCGAGCUCAAUUGUCUAUGUAA
Molecule: messenger RNA, 744 nt
Organism: Arachis stenosperma
Lineage: Eukaryota; Viridiplantae; Streptophyta; Magnoliopsida; Fabales; Fabaceae
Exons: 1
Coding region: 1-744 (247 amino acids)
Molecular function (GO): protein dimerization activity
Source: RefSeq, a predicted model, not a curated record